Messenger RNA from Leptopilina boulardi, 3316 nucleotides. It is a transcript of the gene Ppa, whose product is annotated as F-box/LRR-repeat protein 14-like. The coding region runs from base 919 to 2427 and encodes 502 amino acids. Gene Ontology annotation, molecular function: protein binding. The transcript has 3 exons. The record is from RefSeq and is a predicted model, not a curated record. Gene Ontology annotation, cellular component: SCF ubiquitin ligase complex. Gene Ontology annotation, biological process: SCF-dependent proteasomal ubiquitin-dependent protein catabolic process. Lineage: Eukaryota; Metazoa; Arthropoda; Insecta; Hymenoptera; Figitidae.
UUGUUUAUUUUUCCAUUUUUUAAGAAAAAAAAAGAAGAAAAACUUCAAAUUUAUUGUAUCUAUUGCAACUAAACAGUUUCUUUUUUUGUUUCAAAUAAUUAUUUAAUGUUAUAUAUUAUUCGUUUAGUGCUAUUAAAGUAAAAACCUAUCAUAUUUCAAUUUUGAGGUUAACUGUCACUUAAUCAAUAUUGUUUUGAAAAAUAUUGUCCUGGUUUUUGAUAUCGAUGCUCGCUUAUCGAUUGCAGUUGUUACGGUACUGGGUCUGAAGGAGCGAAAAAGAACGAUGGAAACGAGUAAGCUAGCAGAGCACAGCAGCAGCAGGCAAACAGAAUGUUAGUCUAGUCCGUCCGCCAGUGCACGCCAGUCCGCGACCGUAAGCGUGUUGUUCCGGAUUAGUUAGCACGUCAUUCUCCGUUUGCUUUUUAGUUCUAAUUGAAAAAUUUUAAACAAACAAAAACAAACUAGUGCUUCAAAAAUUCAUUCCUUUAAUUUAUACACAAAAACACCAAAUUUCUACCAAAAAAGAGGAAAACAAGAAAUUGGUAUCAAAAAAGAAGUGAAUGUUCUAAUUUACUCCAAUAUCACAAUUUCACAACUGUCGAUGAUUAUCAAAAACAAAUCCAAUUGGCUCAUUGUAAGGAGGAAAAAAAUCAAAAAAUUAGUGAAUUAAAAUUUGAAAAAGUGGAAAAAAAAAUAUAUAUAUAUAUAUGUGCAUCGCUUUCGCUGGUUGAGGCGUCUUGAAAACCCGUACCCAACCCGUCGCUCAGGCAAGCAAGCAGGCGGACACGCACACUACUCACGCACUCUCGAAGCCCUCAUUCCGUCUGUUCAGUUUCCUCACCCCGCCCCUUUUUUUUUUUUCACCAACUUGAAAAACUCACGAUUAUGAAUGUCUAAAAAAAGUCAUCCCCAAGAAGUAUGGAAGAGGGCCAACUGAUGACAGAACUUCCGGCGAUAACGCCGAAUCGAGGCGCAACAUUGAUAAAUCGUUCUGGACAUUGUUAUCAACUUCAUCGUCCUCAUUUAGUACCAUAUAAUAAUAAAGAAAAAAAAUCACCCGACGACGAUCUUACAGAAGAGGAAGAGGAGGCCGCAAACGCGGUCACAACAAAAACGGUCGUGGCAACGACGAAUCAACGUCAGGAUAGCGGUGCUAUCUUGAUAACAACAAAAAGAACAGCGCCAACAAAUUUAUAUACACAAAUUGAUAAUAAUGGACCAUCAUUAAAAAAAGCACGUAUACAAUUACAAUCGCCAAUAAUAACAAGUACACAUGUCUCAAAUUUAUAUCCAGAAAUAUUAGCACAUAUAUUUAGUUAUCUUGAUGUACGUGAUCGUGGUCGUGCAUCACAAGUUUGUCUAUCAUGGAGGGAUGCAGCGUAUCAUCGUUCUGUAUGGCGAGGGGUUGAAGCACGAUUACACCUGCGACGACAAGCACCGGCUCUCUUUUCAAGUUUAGUGCGAAGGGGCAUUAAGAGGGUGCAAGUGCUCUCAUUGAAAAAGGGAUUGGGCGAAGUAUUUAAGGGUAUGCCAAAUUUAGAGGCACUCAAUUUAUCUGGUUGUUAUAAUGUCACGGAUUCUGGUUUAUUGAGUGCAUUAUCACAAGAAUUUCCUGCAUUAACUGAAUUAAAUUUAUCAUUAUGUAAACAAGUGACUGAUACAUCAGUGAAUCGAAUAGCGCAAUAUUUGAAAAAUUUAGAACAUCUUGAAUUAGGUGGUUGUGGUAAUAUUACAAAUACAGGAUUAAUGUUAAUUGCAUGGGGUUUAAAAAAAUUGAAAAAAUUAGAUUUAAGAAGCUGUUGGCAUAUAUCGGAUCAGGGAAUUGCAAAUCUUGCACAAUUAAAUAUACCACUUGAACAUUUAGGUUUGCAAGAUUGUCAAAAAUUAAGUGACGAAUCAUUGCGUUAUGUUUCAAAUGGUUUGGGUAAAACAUUAAAAUCAAUAAAUUUAUCAUUCUCAUGUAUUACUGAUUCGGGUCUUAAGCAUUUGGCAAAAAUGAGUGAAUUACAAGAACUUGAUUUAAGAUCGUGUGAUAAUAUAUCGGAAAUUGGAAUGGCAUAUUUGGCUGAGGGCGGUAGUAGAAUAUCAUCAUUGGACGUUUCAUUUUGUGAGAAAAUUGGUGAUCAAGCGCUUGUUCAUAUUUCACAGGGUUUAUUUAAUUUAAAAUCAUUAUCAUUAUCGGCGUGUCAAGUUAGUGAUGAGGGUAUAUGUAAGAUAGCCAAGUCACUACAGGAUCUUGAGACACUUAAUAUUGGACAGUGUAGUAAACUAACGGACAAAGGACUGCAUACGAUUGCAGAUAGUAUGAAACAUUUAAAGUGCAUCGAUCUGUAUGGAUGCACGAGGAUCACGACCCACGGCCUGGAAAGAAUAAUGAAGCUACCACAACUCAACACGCUAAAUCUAGGACUGUGGCAUGUACGGUGAUAGUGGUUUCCAAAAGGGGGCGACUCAAAAAAAAGAAAAAAAGGAAAAAAACAAAAAGAGAGAGAGAAUGAUUCCAUUACAUCCGGUGUCGCAGAUGAUCUCAUUGUCAGCAUGUUGUUUUUGAAAGAUGACGAUCAACGUCAUCAUUUUCUCGUGAUAAUCUAGAAGAAGAAGAAGAAGAAAGAAAAAAAAACAGAAGAAUAAGAAAGAUGAAGAAGGAAUCGUUAUUUUUCUGAGAAAAUAAAAGAAAGCAGAGGGGGGGGGGGUCAAGAAAAUUUAGCCACAUGUAUUUUCAAUAUUAAAGACUAAAACCGAAAUCGAAAAAUAUUUUUUCUUUCAGUUUCAGUUGUAGUCUUUAAUUAAAAAAAAAACAAAAAAAAAUUAACAAAUUUCUUUGUAAUAAAUUUUCUUCGAUAAUUCAUUGAAUUUUCACAUAUUCUGCGCCUUUAUCUACAAUGGCAAUUUUCUCUGGUUAGAAAAAUUUUUUUUUUUCUUUUUCCCAAUUCCGAACAAAAAAUAAACUAAUAUCUUGUGUACAAAACAAGUUUUAAAAAAUUUAAUUCCUAUAUUGUAACGAUAAAAUUAGUAAAAAAAAACAGAAACAUUUGUUCAUAAUGUAAAAUUGUAAAGCAUUUCAAUUUUUUUUUAUAUGCAAAAAAUAGUUUCGACAAAUUUGUACUUAUUUUUAAAUUUUUUUUUUCUUUUUUUUUAUAUGAAUUAAUUUUACGUGCGCGCAUAUUUUUGUAAAUACGAAAUUUUUCCGAGUUGUUUCAAUAAAAAAAAAAAAAAGAAAGAAACUUCUCACAAAAGUGUGCAGAAAUGCUUCAUUGUAAAUAAUAAGAAAAAUCUGCAUUUUUGCCUCUUUUUUUUAUUAUUAUUAUUAUUAAUA